AUGAGACUAAGUUCUAGGGAGAAAGAUUUUCAUUCUUUUGCUACAGACUGGACACCCUACCGAGUUUAUGCCUCAUCAUUACCAAAUGACAAACCUUUAUGUAAUAUAGAUGAAAUAAACAUCCACUCAGUUGUAUUGAAUGAAAAUGAGAAAGCAAAGUUUAAACAAGAUUUAAAGAUUCUUAUUGCUCAAGAAAUGGUUGACGUAUUCCAUUGUUUCAAGUGGAUGAACUUAGUUUUGCCAAAAAAUAUUCCACAUGAAUAUGAAGAAGAAAUGUCUACUAAAAGUCAUUCUCAUAUUAUGCCAGUAAUUUUGAAAAAUGAACAAAAGUAUGACGACUGUAUUGACAUUCUGCAAUCUUAUCAAGAACAAACCCAGCGAUGGUACCAUGAAUCUGGUCGAGAUGAUUAUUACAGAAACCUUAAUAUUCCAAUUGGUGGUGACCAAUUAACUAGAGUUAGAUUAGAAGGUGCCAAAAUGCUGCUAGCUGGAUCACAUACUAGGAUAGAAAGAUGUGAAAAUUUAUCACCAGUUGUUAUUGAAUUUUUUCAUACUUUACAAGAUUUUCUUGAGAAACUCUGUAAGAAAUUUCUGAUUAUAAAUAAAUCCAGGGAUAAAGGAACUCUUGCACAUCUCAGAGUUAUUAUUCAAAGAAGUAAUGUGAAUGGUCAAGUUAAAAGUAGAUUUAAACAACAUGAAGAUUUCAUUUCAACAGUUGGAAAGGCAUAUCUUACGGAAAUGGUUCAAGAGUACUUUGGUAUUGAAAAUGUUGAUUCUCUUCCGACUAAAAACACAUCACCAAAGUGA
Molecule: messenger RNA, 807 nt
Organism: Patella vulgata (common limpet)
Lineage: Eukaryota; Metazoa; Mollusca; Gastropoda; Patellidae
Exons: 4
Coding region: 1-807 (268 amino acids)
Source: RefSeq, a predicted model, not a curated record